AUGCAGCGGCCGACCGAUGCUGCCGCUCAACGAGCCUUGUUUAUCAAGAACCUCAACUUCAACAUCACCGGCGCAGACAUAUACGACCUCUUCGGCAAGUACGGUCCUAUUCGUCAAGUCCGCCUCGGUACAGACUCCACCCUCAAGACAAAGGGGACGGCGUAUGUGGUGUAUGAGAGUCCGGACGAUGCGCGGGAGGCAAUGACGCAUUUGAAUGGAUUUCACUUAAUGGAGCGGUAUAUCGUCGUCCUCUUCCACCACCCAUCCAAACAACAGGCAUCCGCAAUGGCCAAGUCCGAGAUCCGCGCCAGGGAGAUUGCGCUCGCAGCGGAGAAGCAGCGCUUGGGUAUCAGGGAGGACCCAUAG
Dioszegia hungarica is the source of this 366-nucleotide messenger RNA. RefSeq lists its product as uncharacterized. Lineage: Eukaryota; Fungi; Basidiomycota; Tremellomycetes; Tremellales; Bulleribasidiaceae. Bases 1 to 366 code for a protein of 121 amino acids. The transcript is spliced from 4 exons. The record is from RefSeq and is a predicted model, not a curated record. Gene Ontology annotation, molecular function: RNA binding.